AUGAACAUGAAGGCAAAUCGAAAGCCCACCCUAACACACCUAAUCCUAAUCGUAAUCUGUCUUUUCAUCCUCACAUGCACCCUCUACCUCUACGCCCGGCACGAGUCAUCUCACAGCACCACCGCUUACUGCGCAGACUGCCUGCACUACGCCAUGAGCGUGGAUGCCAAAAUCCGGCACGCGGAGGAGGGCGGCGCGGAGAACAUCCGCACCAACAAGCAGUUCUUCCGGUAUGCGGUUGACGUGACAUGUCGGGGCGGGUUGUUUGUGGAUAAGCGGUGUUUGGACUUUCGGAGGGGAUUCCUGAGGGAUGCGGAGAGGUAUAUGGUUGCGGUGGGGGAGCCGUACGAGGCUUGUAGGGGGAUUGGAGCUUGUAGAUAG
Molecule: messenger RNA, 381 nt
Organism: Aspergillus fischeri NRRL 181
Lineage: Eukaryota; Fungi; Ascomycota; Eurotiomycetes; Eurotiales; Aspergillaceae
Exons: 2
Coding region: 1-381 (126 amino acids)
Source: RefSeq, a predicted model, not a curated record